CUUCCAUGGCGAUCCACCCCGUGUCGUCUACGCUUGCUGCGUAUUGGAGCUCUUUCUUCUUUUCCCUUUUGCUCAUCUCCAUCACCAAUUGCAGAAUGGACCCCGCAAGUAUUGCCUAGUACAUACGCAGCCGUGUCAAAACACCCUCAUAUCGCUCGCACCACCCUCUGGAACCGCGCACAUGGACGACCCUUGAAAAGAAGAGAAAGCUCAAAGUCAACAGUACCUCACUCCGCCGGAAGAGAAUUCCACGGCUUAAUAUUUGUGGCGAAUUUCUAACAAUGGUUAUCCGGCCGCAAUAAAAUAUCUACGCUCGCUAGCAUUUAUUAUCGCCUACCAGUGCGCCGCAACGGACAAACCAAUUUAUGAAACCUCCGGCCAAGGGUUAGCCCUCAGCUUUCUGUAAACGCCAUCCAGAACUCAAAGCGAAGAAAGUGAAGGCGAUAAACUAGAAUUG
Lindgomyces ingoldianus is the source of this 457-nucleotide messenger RNA. RefSeq lists its product as uncharacterized. The annotation marks the transcript as partial. The transcript has a single exon. The record is from RefSeq and is a predicted model, not a curated record. NCBI's taxonomy places the organism in Eukaryota, Fungi, Ascomycota, Dothideomycetes, Pleosporales, Lindgomycetaceae.